Molecule: messenger RNA, 744 nt
Organism: Xiphophorus maculatus (southern platyfish)
Lineage: Eukaryota; Metazoa; Chordata; Actinopteri; Cyprinodontiformes; Poeciliidae
Product: trypsin-like
Exons: 6
Coding region: 1-744 (247 amino acids)
Biological process (GO): proteolysis
Molecular function (GO): serine-type endopeptidase activity
Source: RefSeq, a predicted model, not a curated record
AUGGCUCUGCUGAAGGUUCUGAUGCUGCUGGGGCUGGGUGUUUCAGUGAACUCAGAUGUUUCUCUGCAGAAGAGAAUCAUUGGAGGUCAAAACUGUGAUGACACGGAGCGUCUUUAUCAUAUUCGGCUAGAGAGCCGCAAUGGUACUCAUAUGAGCCGCUGUGGAGGAUCUCUGAUCCACCCUCAGUGGAUCCUGACUGUGGCUCGCUGCUGGCAGUCGGAGCCAGGAUGGACUAACAGAGCAAUGUUAAAAGUUCAUCCACGGACUGUUAUACAGUACAUACAGUCAAUCGAACAAGUUCCUGAGAUUUACGGCCCAGACCAUGACAUCAUUUUGCUGAAGCUUCAGAGACCAGUAACAGAUGUCCCAGUUGCUCGGCUACCAGACUGCAGUUAUCGUCUUAAAGCAGACGAUGUUGUUCAGCUGGCAGGAGAUGGAGCAACAACAGCCGGCCCCAAUAAUGAGCAAUUAUCACCCAAUGCUCCUAUUCCAGCACACCUUCAAUGUGUCAACAUGAGAGUUAUUCGUAUUUCCGUCAUCAUGCCGCCGUAUGGGUAUAUAUUCCUUGCUUCAGCACCGAACAAGGAUAUAUGUCGUGGCGACACUGGUGGAGCAGCGGUGUACAAUGACAUGAUUUAUGGUGUGAUUUCUUUUGGUGGAGCAAAGGCAUGUCAGAAACCAACUGCAAUCUUGGAUGUGUGUGGAUAUCUGCAGUGGAUAAAAGCAGCAACUGGGAUUCAAUAA